GGUUCUAGCGCGCCAUGGCCAGGAAGCGCUCGUCAAUCGCGUCUUCGCCGCCAGUUCCUGCCUCGCCUGGUGGCUAUCAAGCGGAGGAAUCGGCUCGAUCUACAGUUUCCGGUGACAGGUUUGAUCUUCUUGCAAGCAAUGCGUACAGAGGCGUCGUUUCGGCCGCAUUUGCGAGUGGAUCGUCCGCCAUUAUGUGGAUGUCCGAUGCGGCGAUGCUCGAGGCUUCGAUCUCGGUGUCGCAGCUCGUCUCGGUCGCGGUGUCGCCUCGAUCGGCGGAUUCUGGAGAGCCACAUUCGUUGGAAUUACUUUGCAAUGCGAGCUGUGCGUCGCAAGAGCAAGUCGGAGGAGUGUUCGCGGUUGGAGCUGUAUGGCCUUCCAAAACGCUUGUCAAGAACAACGUUCGUCUUUCAUCGCAUCUUUCUCAAACGCUUGGCUGCCCGGCUCUCGGCUCAGUUCUCUUGAUCAGUUCUCUACGAGCUACAUGCCGCUCCCGUGACAUCGCCAACCUUUUGCAUUUGCCACGCUCUGGUGAAGGAGAAUGCGUUGCAGCUAUCCAAGAGUGUAAGCAUCUCUCUCUUCAAAUAUGCCAAGGAUCUUUUAGCUUUGCAUUAGAACACUCGGAGUUGGAGAAGGAGUUAGCGGCUCCCAGUUCUCCAUUCAAAGUUUCUCCGUUCAAGGGAUCUCCUUUGAAGACUCCGCCUCCUGCGAAGUCUACAACCGGGAUCAGAGAGAUAAGCAGUGCGGCAGCAAGGAGUUACUUGACAGGUGGAUCAUCGAAGAUGAAGGAAGUUAUUGAAAAGCUGGCAGCUCGUUGGCUAUCCGGGAGGCUUCUACUUGUGGGAAAUAUGGUUACUGUGCCGGUUUGUGGGAGUGACUGUGUCUUUCACGUAAAGGCGGCAGAGAGCUUGACUUCUCAAGAGCUAGAUUUGAGCGAGACGCUCCAAGGCUUGUCACUGCAAGCGAACAACCCAGGCGGGAUUCUUUACUUUACGAAUCACAAGACGGCUGUAAGCAUUCAGUUGGAUGAAGAAAGCGUUUUGACAGAGUCUGAUACGGUGGAAACCAGAACUCGGCUUUUCACGGAAACUACGUCAUCCUAUUCUGCGCUUGGUGGAUUAUCGGAGGAGAUUGAAACUCUCAAGGAAAUUGUGCAGUAUUCUUUGCUCAAGCCAGAAACGUUGGCGAGGUACUGUUUAAAGAGAACGAAAGGAGUACUUUUGUAUGGACCUCCAGGAACUGGAAAGACUUCCCUCGCGCAAGCUGUUGCAAAGGAAGCAGGCGUAAAAAUGCUCGUAAUCAAUGGCCCUGAAAUAGUGACUGAGUACCACGGCGAAAGCGAGGCGGCAAUGAAAGCCAUCUUUGAUUUAGCUGCCCGGGAAGCACCUUCGGUGGUUUUUAUAGACGAACUGGAUGCAAUCACGCCACAACGUAGAGAAGGCAGUGAAGGACUUGGACAACGCUUGAUGGCCACUCUUCUCACGUCCAUGGAUGGCGUGCACCAGAACGGUGUUCUUGUUAUUGCCGCAACAAACCGUCCAGAGAGUAUAGAUCCGGCUUUGAGGCGUCAUGGGAGAUUUGAUUACGAAAUCGAAAUCGGUGUACCAACGCCUAAAGGCCGACUUGAAAUCUUACAAGUCCAUCUUUCGAGACUCAAACACACGCUAAGCAGUGAAGAUGUGCAGGCCCUUGCCAGUGCAACACACGGUUUUGUUGGUGCUGAUUUAAGUGCACUUUGCAACGAGGCAGCACUUGGUGCAUUGCGUCGUCAUGUCCAUUCGAAAACUGAGUCUGCAUCUUCACUCAGCGUUGGACGAGAGGACUUCGAGCUGGCCAGCGAAAAGAUCAGACCAAGUGCAAUGAGAGAAGUCAUCCUUGAGGUCCCUAAAGUUCGCUGGAGUGACAUCGGUGGACAAAGUGCCGUAAAGCAACAGCUUAAGGAAAUUGUGGAAUGGCCUCACAAGCACCAAGACUCUUUCGCGCGGAUAGGAACCACACCGCCAAGAGGAGUUCUGCUCUACGGGCCUCCAGGGUGUAGCAAGACAAUGAUGGCUCGUGCAGUGGCAGCAGAGACCGGACUAAAUUUUAUUGCUGUAAAAGGGCCCGAACUCUUCAGCAAAUGGGUUGGAGAGUCCGAAAAAGCUGUGCGAGCACUGUUUGCCCGGGCCAAGGCUGCUGCACCGUCGGUUGUUUUCUUCGACGAGAUUGACGGUCUGGCUAUCACCAGAAGCUCCGGAGGUGGCAGAACUGAUGGCAUAUCUGUCGAAGACCGUGUCAUGAGCCAGUUAUUGAUCGAGAUGGAUGGAGUGUCUCUGCGGAAUGGAGUCUCAGUGAUUGCUGCCACCAACAGGCCAGAUAAGCUUGAUCCCGCGCUUCUUCGUCCUGGAAGAUUUGAUCGGCUUAUUUACGUUGGUCCUCCAGAUAGAGCAGCCAGGCAGCAAAUAUUUGAGAUUCACAUGAAGAACACCCCGUGCAAGGCCGAUGUCUCAGUUGAUGUCUUGGCUUCUUACACGGAAAGUUACACUGGAGCGGAUAUUGCUGCUGUUUGUCGAGAAGCUGCACUGGCUGCUUUGGAGGAAGAUUUGGACUCCGUAGCAGUGGGCGCCUCGCAUUUUGACGUUGCCUUGACGAGAGUCCUACCAAGCAAGUAUAGUAUGAGAUUCGGCAAGUUUCAAACGAGGUAGUGUGGUGUGUUUCACUUAUGGUGUUUAGCGACGCAGUUCAUGUAAAAGAAGUCAAUGUCUAGAGGGUAUCUUUAUAUUGUCAAAAAUAUAAUAAUUAUAAUGUAAUUUAAA
Molecule: messenger RNA, 2792 nt
Organism: Selaginella moellendorffii
Lineage: Eukaryota; Viridiplantae; Streptophyta; Lycopodiopsida; Selaginellales; Selaginellaceae
Product: calmodulin-interacting protein 111
Exons: 10
Coding region: 15-2681 (888 amino acids)
Cellular component (GO): cytoplasm; chloroplast
Molecular function (GO): ATP binding; ATP hydrolysis activity
Source: RefSeq, a predicted model, not a curated record